AUGUCACACCAAACUGGAAUCAACGCAACAUCUGAGCUGAAAGAGUUUCUGGCCCGAGCGAGGGGAGGUGCCAUCAGAAUAAUGAAGAUUGUCAUCAGAAAUGAGGAGUUGGUAUUAGAUUUGUACAGAGAGCCAGCACACAGCUGGGACAAAGAUUACGAUCAGUUCCUGCUUCCUCUGCUCACGCCUCAGGAACCCUGUUACAUCCUCUACCGCCUGGACUCCCAGAAUGCACAGGGAUACGAGUGGAUCUUCAUCGCCUGGUCACCGGACCAAUCACCAGUGAGGCAGAAGAUGGUGUAUGCAGCGACACGUGCCACACUGAAGAAAGAGUUUGGAGGAGGUCACAUCAAAGAUGAAAUAUUUGGCACGGUCGAGGAUGACCUGAGCUUCCAGGGAUACCUGCGACACAUGUCCUCCUGCUGCUCCCCGGCUCCGCUCACAGCAGCCGAGCAGGAACUACAACGAAUUAAAGUCUCAGAGGUAAAGUUUAAACUAUACAGACUCUCUAAAUACAUACUAAUAUCUAUGUUUAUUUUUUCCCUGCAGGUCACAAUGGAGUUUGGCUUGGACAAACGUGCACAGACUCUUCAAGGUCUUGCAUUCCCGUUACAAGAAGAGGCCAAACGAGCUCUGCAGCAGCUCAAGCAGAGACGCAUCAACUACAUCCAGCUGAGGCUGGAUGUAGAGAAAGAGACCAUUGAGCUGGUUCACACCAAACCAACAGAGACUCACGAGCUUCCCUACAGGAUUCCCACAGACUCACCCAGAUACCACUUCUUCAUCUUCAAACAUUCCCACCAGGGCCAGCUGCAGGAGGCGCUGGUGUUCAUAUAUUCGAUGCCGGGAUACACCUGCAGUAUCAAGGAGCGGAUGUUGUAUUCCAGCUGUAAGAACAGACUACUGGACGAGGUGGAGAGAGAUUACCAGCUGGAGGUCACCAAAAAGAUGGAGAUUGACAACGGCGACGGUCUGACAGAAGACUUCCUGUACGAGGAGGUCCACCCCAUGGAGCACACCUUAAAGCAGGCCUUUGCCAAGCCCCGCGGCCCAGGAGGGAAGAGGGGCAACAAACGCCUCAUCAAGGGUGCUGGGGAGAACGGGGAAGAAAGUUAG
Molecule: messenger RNA, 1116 nt
Organism: Centropristis striata (black sea bass)
Lineage: Eukaryota; Metazoa; Chordata; Actinopteri; Perciformes; Serranidae
Product: twinfilin-2-like
Exons: 9
Coding region: 1-1116 (371 amino acids)
Biological process (GO): actin filament depolymerization; positive regulation of neuron projection development; barbed-end actin filament capping
Cellular component (GO): cytoplasm; actin filament; myofibril
Molecular function (GO): actin filament binding; actin monomer binding
Source: RefSeq, a predicted model, not a curated record